Messenger RNA from Cydia amplana, 5631 nucleotides. RefSeq names its product cadherin-99C (gene Cad99C). The record is from RefSeq and is a predicted model, not a curated record. Gene Ontology annotation, biological process: cell-cell junction assembly; cell-cell adhesion mediated by cadherin; calcium-dependent cell-cell adhesion. The coding region runs from base 367 to 5199 and encodes 1610 amino acids. The transcript is spliced from 32 exons. Gene Ontology annotation, molecular function: cadherin binding; calcium ion binding. NCBI's taxonomy places the organism in Eukaryota, Metazoa, Arthropoda, Insecta, Lepidoptera, Tortricidae. Gene Ontology annotation, cellular component: adherens junction; catenin complex; plasma membrane.
CGUGUAGUGUCGCUGUUGUUUUAUCUGUGAACGCGCGAAACUUUUUUUAUCGAAACAAUUUUGGAACGUUGGAAAUGAACAGCCAGCUUUUCGAAUGCGUUUAAAGUGCAGGAACGACUGUUGAAGACAGUUUUGUGAUCAUUGUGUUGUACCGUGAGUGUGGUUGUGGUCGCAGGUGUCACAUUCCGAGGGGGACGCCGCAGCCUCCGCUCGAACCCGGUACCGCAGGUGGACCGCUAGGAAACCCAUUUAAACUGUUAAGAUUCCAAGAUGGUGGUACGAUUAUGAUACGGCGCACUAUUUAGAUGGAGUGGGAGUGAAUAGUUUAAGGAAUGCGAUUACAACGGAGUAAAAUUUGCUGGUGAGAUGGCGCGGUGGAUCGCGCUGCUCCGGCAUGGGCAAUCACCGAUUUGGCUUCUUAUCUUCUGCUUAUUCCAUUUGACCAGAGCGACACCAGGACCAUGUGAUGUGGAAACCGGCCAAGCCAGCAUCAUCGUGGAUAUAGAGGAGAGCAGGGGAAAUCAAGUGAACCAAAGCACGGUACCGGCGGAGCUACCAAUAGUGGGUGAGCCGGGCGUGGACGUGGUGCUGUCGACGGUGUUCCCCAAGGGCCCCACACUGUUCCAGCUGGACGGCAAGCGCCUGCAGCUACUGCAGCCGCUAGACAGGGAUGCCGACAACCUCUCGCAUAUGGUCUUCCAGCUGGUUUGCCAAGUGAAAGCAACGAACCGGCGGCGAACAACCACGGUGAUAGUCCGGGUGUCUGACAUCAACGACAACGCGCCAGCCUUCCAGGGAGUGCCGUAUGUGACCAACGUGUCAGAGCUUGUACCCAUAGGAACCACGGUGUUCGACAAAAUACGAGCAGUCGACAUAGACGCGGGCGUCAAUGGAUUAGCCGAAUACUUCAUAAUACCAGGAGAUAAUGAGACUUUGGAGGCAAGCGGUGCAGUUGACGGUUAUGGCUACUUCUCCAUACCGCUGCCGCAUCAGGGCAUCGUCACAGUCAACAGGAGCUUGGAUUACGAGCGCACGCAGCAGUAUCUAGUCACUAUUGUAGCUUCUGAUCGUGCGCGCGACAAUAAGAAACGGAUGUCAAGUACGGGCACGCUGACUGUGAACGUGCUGGAUGAUGACGACCAGGAUCCAUCCUUUAUCUAUAAAGGUUGUUCCCUGCACGCCGGGGCGUGUAUUAACCCGGAGUAUUCCAGCUACGUUAACAGCGGCGUUUUAGCGGGCAUACUAACACUUGAACCAGAGAAAAUCCAAGCGGUCGACAUGGACACCCUGGACGCCCGGAUCCGGUACAGCAUCAGCGCCGGCGAGCCCGACUCCUGGCCGGAGUACUUCACCAUCGACCAACACACCGGUGCCGUGAGGCAGCUGAAACCGGUCGAUACUAGCGUCGCUAAAAAGUUUCAGCUGGUUAUAACCGCCGCAGAAGUUUCCGAGGCGCGUCGCUACACCACAGCCAAGCUGACUAUCACAGUUCGACCCGUAGACGCGAGUCCACCUGCAGUGCACGCGUCCGCGGACGAGGGCCGCGUCGAGGAGAACUCGCCACGCGGGACCAAGGUGCUGGACGCGCGCGGCGAGCCCAUACGACUGACAGUCACUGAUCCAGACCUGGGCCCCGGAGAUCCAGUGCCAAAGUAUACGUUCGAAUUAACGACCAACUUCUUCGACGUCGCUAAGGAUGGCUACCUUGUAGUUAACGACGACAGAUUAGACAGAGAUCCCCCUAAUCCUGGCAAAUUCAGAUUCCAAGUUGUAGCUCGAGAAGCAAACGGCGGCGCGGCGUCGGCCCCCCUUUCGCUGGCCGUGCAGCUGCUCGACCAGAACGACAACGCCCCAGUUAUACCUAAAACGCAGCCCAUCAUUGUCCCCGCCAGCCUGGAGCCUACUGCUGUCUAUAAGGUUGAAGCGACAGAUAUAGACGAAGGUGAAAAUGCGCGUAUCACCUACGCCAUCUAUCACAUUUCGAAUAACGGGGGCAACAAAUUCACUAUUGAUCCCGAAACCGGAAUCAUCUCAAGCACCGGGCACCUACAAGCGGGCGAGCAAUACAGCGUCACAGUGCGAGCCACCGACGCGCUCGGCCUGAGCUCGCAGGGCAUCGUGGAGCUGUCCGUGGCGCCCGGACCCAACACGCGGCCUCCCGUGUUCUCGGCGCGGGACUACCAGGCGCCCGUCUCCGAGGGCGCCGCCAUCAACUCCACCGUGCUCACCGUCACUGCCAAGGAUCCAGAAAACGAGCCGGUGGCAUACUCCAUAAUGUCAGGGAAUGACUUGAGACAAUUCGCAAUCGGCUCCACGACUGGCAUCAUCACCGUCAUCAGGAGGCUGGACAGAGAAGUUCUCACGCGGUAUCAACUGAUGAUCAAAGCAGAAGACCCUGGCAAGUUGUCCAGUACAGCCACGGUCAACAUCAAGGUGACCGAUAUCAAUGACAACAAUCCAGAGUUUGACGAGGACUCCUAUAAUUUCCAGGUCAAAGAAGGUUUAGCAGGCGAAUUCGUGGGCUACGUUCACGCGACGGACAGGGACGAGGGCGUCAAUGCCAUGGUCAGCUACAACCUGCCGCCGCACUUGCCCUUCAAUAUCGACAACGGCACGGGGAUGAUCAGCACCAAGACAGAACUGGACUAUGAAAAAACUAAGGAGUACUCGUUCGUGGUGACGGCGACGGACGGCGCGCUGGACCGGCGGCUGGGCACGGCGUCGGUGACGGUGGCCGUGCUGGACGCGCCCGACGAGGUGCCCGUGUUCCCGCAGCCGCUCUACAAGGUGCAAGUGCCCGAGAACGCGCCCAAAUACGCCGUCGUCAAAGUGCAGGCGGAGGACCCCGACACGACGCCCGAGAUCACUUACACGAUAAUGCGCGGCGACACCGAGUUGUUCUCCAUCGACCGCAAGAGCGGGGUCGUCCGUACAUUACGGCCAUUGGACCGCGAGGCGGCCGCGCGGCACGAGCUGCUCGUCGGCACUGAGGAGAACGACAGCCUGCAGCCGGGGGCCACGGCCACCGUCGAGGUCCACGUCGAGGAUAAAAACGACAAUUCGCCAAUCUUCACAUCUGUGGUCCGCCCGGUAACAAUAGAGGACUCGUCCACCAUCGGCACUCUGGUAGAAACGGUCACAGCUAUAGAUGAAGACGCGACUGCUCCAAAUAACAGAGUACGAUAUAAGCUCGUGGGCAGAGGCAAGGCAUCGAAGUAUUUCCACGUGGAACCCGACACGGGCGCCGUAAGGGUUCGCGACGAUCUCAGAAAGGAAACCGAUAGUGAAUACACAGUUGAUGUCCAAGUGUAUGAUCAAGGCGAACCGAUGUUGUCUUCCGUCACCAGCCUGACAGUUUACGUGAGCCAUUCCGCUACGGUACCUCCAGACGUUGGUCUCGGGUUUGCUGACACGUUGUAUACAGAGCACGUUGCGGAGAACUCUCCCAAUGGCACACUAGUUAGGACCUUGCCUCUGCUGAACAAGAGAGAGCACUCUCCUGACACUCCGCUCAAAUGUAAACUGACUGGAACGUCACAAAAAGAUGUGUUUUACGUAAAGCUGACCGAAGAGCGCGACUGUGCCAUCUACUUGAACACCAGCUCGCUCGACUACGAAACGCUCGCCGAAUACUCGCUCGAGAUCCAGCUAGAGUCGAUACAGGGUCUCAUCAACCCCGAAAGCAGCAAAGCUAAUGUGAAGGUGCACGUGACUGAUGUAAACGACAACUCGCCCGUGUUUGUCGGCACCGACCAGUCCACUAUACCGGCUGCUAAGGGGAAAUACUACGCUAUAGUUACUAAGGAUAUGCCUUUGGAUACCGCCGUCGUACAAGUUAAGGCCAAAGACUCUGACAGUGGGGCAUUCGGGAAGCUAGAAUACCAAAAAAACUCGUGGACUAAGACGGCCGAGGAGUACUUCAGUCUCGACUCGGACACGGGGGCCAUCAGCAACAUCAAGACCUUCGAGAACGUGCCACAAGAAGUAUUGCCGUUCAAAUUUAGUGUCACCGCGAGAGACAACCCUAAAUCUUCACAGGACUAUAACAUUGCCAGGGCUUCUGUUGUAAUCAACCUCCUCCAAAAAGAGAACCAGAUAGUGAUGGAAGUGUCGUCACUGGAUUCCGAGGCGCUGCGACGACGUUCUCGAAGCGUGCUCGACGCCGUCGAGAAGCGCAGUGGACUCAUCGCGGGACUCGAGAAACUCACCGCCAGGCACUACAUCGGCGAGAACGGCACGCUGGAGAGUGAUGACCGGGGCACAGACAUAUGGCUGUACCUGCUGGACCCUACCACCGGCAAAAUAUUAGCGAGGGAAUCCAAACCUGUUACAAAAGCGAUAGACGGCGGCCUGGGGUCGGCGGUGUCCUCCCGGCUGGCGGGGGCGGCGGCGCUGGUGCGCGCGCCGCUGCAGGCGCCGCCGCCGCCGCGCCGGCCGCAGCUGGCCGCGGCGCCGCUGGCCUCCGCGCUGCCCGCCGCGCUGCUCGCGCUCGCCGCGCUGGUGCUCGUCGCCGCCACCGCCGCCACCGUCUACAUCUGCGCCUCGUGGAACAGGUAUAAGAAACACAAAGAGCAAACGAUGCAGCAGUACGGCACGCUCAGUAUGUCCAUGCCGCCGCCGCGACCUGCUUCGGGCUACGCGUCUAGCGAAGACGACCCUGCGCCCCGCUAUGAGACGCAGGUUUUGAACAUGGCGGUGGAUGACGCGGAUUUACAGCUCGACUUCAGUCCUAACAACCAUGCAUUUAAUAUACACAACGUGCAAUAUCUUUCCAAAGACAACGGUGAACGCAGCCCAACGCUAUCAGAGACAGCGACCACGGCGCGAGCGUCCAGCGUCAACGAGAACGGCACGCUCAACAACCACCACCAGUUCGACACGAUGUCCAACAACACGUUCGCGCGCCCCCAACACAACACGCAAACGCUCAACAGGCGCGCGCCCAACAACCACGCGCUCAACAACGCGCUGGGCACGCUGCCGAGGGUCAACAACAACGUGGGCGGCGGGCUGCUAGCCACCACGCUGGGGAGGAAGAUCAAUGGGGGCAAUAACCACAAGAAGAGCUCGCCUAUUAUGGCCUAUGAUGAUAUACCCGGAUUGCAGAGAGCGACUGAUAAUGACAACGUGACGUUUGGAAAGAGAAAUAUCACUGGCUACGCUUACGAUUCGCCAGUGGAAACAACUACCGAGCUAUAGAAUAUGAAUUCUUUACCUUGGAUUUCAUGUUUUCUUCGUCAAUGGACUUUCAAGUGACUUUUAUAGUGAAUCUCAAACUUUAAGAGAGACGAGGUGACCGUCCGUCCAUAAUACAUAGAACAAACAAUUAUACGUAGAAUUAUAUUUUGUGUUCAACGAAUAUUAAUUAUUAUUGUGCGAGGUGAGAUACAGAAUACGACUGAAUAUGCUUCAAGCUAGAAAUUAAUGUGAAUAACGAAUUAUUAGAUAUGUUUAUACGUCAUAAGUGUACUUACUUAGCAAAGGCUAGUCUUUUGUAUUGGAGAAUAAUUUGUGCAUAAUAGGUAUUUUAUAAUUGUAAAUAGAGGCAUUAUUUUCAUAAUGUGUAUAAUAUUUGUAAGGGUACCUGAAGGAGAGACAGGCACCAUCAGUUAUAAUAUUUGUCUUGGAUGC